AUGGAGAAGUUCCCACGGAAAAUAUGGCAGACCUGGAAAGUCGACCCUUUGGAUUUUGACAAAAGAGAUCUGGAUACCGCAAAGAGCUGGGUGUCAAAGAACCCGGAGUAUCGAUACGAAGUCCUAACUGAUCAGAAUGACAUGUAUUAUGUUGAAACACACUUUGGCCCUGACGGAUUCAAUCGACCAGACAUCGUGGAUACAUACCGGCAGCUCACUGCAAAGAUCAUCAAGGCUGACCUGCUAAGGUACCUCGUCAUGUACGUGGAUGGCGGAGUCUAUACCGAUAUCGACGUUGAAGCCAUCAGACCAAUCAAGAGAUUCAUCCCGGAACGAUACAACGAGAGGGACAUCAACAUGGUCAUCAGCGUUGAGAUUGACGAGCCUAGUUUCAGCGAUCAUGCAAUCUUGGGCCAGAAAUCGAAGUCUUUCUGUCAAUGGACAUUCAUGUGCAAGCCCAAGCUCCCAGUUAUGAUGAGACUUGUCGAUAACAUUCUCAAAUGGCUUAACAGCGUUGCAAAGAAGCAAGGCAAGCCAAUUUCAGAGAUCGUGCUCGAUUUUGACGAGGUUAUCAGUGGCACUGGACCCUCUGCCUUCACCAACGCCAUUCUGCAAGAGAUGAGUGAAAUUGUUGGAGAGCCUGUUAAAUGGGAUAUGUUCCAUGAUAUGCAUGAAUCUAAGCUUGUAGGCGGUUUUCUCGUCCUGACUGUCGAAGCAUUCGCUGCUGGGCAAGGCCACUCCGACUCCGGAAACCAUAAUGCUCGAGCAGCGCUGGUCAAGCAUCAUUACCACGCGUCCGAAUGGCCUAAGAACCAUCCCCGUUUUAAUCACCCUGUAUAUGGCGAGGUUGAGAAAUGUAACUGGGACAGGGGCUGCGUCGAAGAAUGGGAUAGAAACACCGCUGCUUUUAAGGAACUCUCUCCAGAAGAGCAGGCUAAGAAGAUUGCCCUUGCAAAACUGGAAGUUGACAACCCACCACCUAAGGUACCUGAAAUCCCAAAAUGGAACCUACCAGGGUUGCCAGAUGCACCUGUAGAAGAGUCUAACGGUGAAGUAAUUCAGGAACCAGAGACGGAGGGUCAGCCCACUGUUCCCGACCCUCAGCAGCAACCUCAGCAACCUCAGCAGCCGCCAAUACAACAACAGCAACCAGGGCAACAGAUACAGCAGCCUCCACUACAGCAGCAACCUGUCCAGCAGCUACAGCAGCCUCCACUUCAACAACAACCUGGCCAGCAGCUACAGCAAACUCCACUCCAACAGCAACCUGGCCAGCAGUUACAGCAGCCUCCACCACUUCAACAACAACCCGGACAGCAGCUCCAGCAGCCUCCACUGCAACAGCAACCCGGACAGCAGCUUCAGCAGCCUCCACUACAACAGCAACCUGGCCAGCAGCUGCAACAGCCGCCACCACUUCAACAACAACCCGGCCAGCAGCUCCAGCAGCCUCCGCCACUUCAACAACAACCCGGACAGCAGCUCCAGCAGCCUCCACUGCAACAGCAACCCGGACAGCAGCUGCAACAGCCACCUCCACUACAGCAACAACCAGGACAAGGACAGGAACAGCAGCAGCCCGGUCAGCAGCUGCAGCAACCACCACUGCAGCAACAACCCGGCCAGCAACUGCAACAGCCACCACCACAGCAACAGCAGCCCGGCCAGCCAAAUGCACCUGAGACACAAAAAUCGCCUGGUGGAAAGACUGAAAAGCCCAAGGCUCCUGCAGGACAAAAGGGACAGCCCAAGGCGCCCCAGGCACCCCCAGCCCCUAACGCACCCACAUCACCGGAUGAACCCGAAAAGCUUGAAGAUAGCGAUCUCAAAGAAAUCGCGGAACUUGAUAACGAACUCAAUAACCUUGAGGGCUCUGAAAAGCAAGAACACUCUCCCGAGACUGAUCUCCCUUGA
Molecule: messenger RNA, 1914 nt
Organism: Microsporum canis CBS 113480
Lineage: Eukaryota; Fungi; Ascomycota; Eurotiomycetes; Onygenales; Arthrodermataceae
Product: initiation-specific alpha-1,6-mannosyltransferase
Exons: 1
Coding region: 1-1914 (637 amino acids)
Biological process (GO): protein N-linked glycosylation
Cellular component (GO): mannan polymerase complex
Molecular function (GO): alpha-1,6-mannosyltransferase activity
Source: RefSeq, a predicted model, not a curated record